AUGGGGCCGAAAGGCCGUCGAAAGCGCGCCCCAAGUGAGGCUGAGUGGGAACGCAUCAAGGAACCCUUGAGAAGGCUCUGUAUCGUGCAGCGACUUCCAUUGUGGCGGAUCGCAGAUAUUCUCAAGCAGGACUAUGAGUUCGAUGCUGCAAUUGGCCCCUGUGGCAGAAAUGGCUCGGUGCUUCGACAGGGCCGGAAUACCUCCCCCAAAAGCGACUCUCAACGACUUGGUUCUGAUACGGCGUGCCAAACGCCAUCUCCCGAUCCGUCUCAGGAUGAUGGCGAUCAUCCGUCGAGGACCUUGAGCACUAGUAGACACGGAAUCAUCCAAACGGGAAAAGGAACGAACACUAACCACAGCUUGCAUUCGAACCAGCGAGCUGUGGCUAGAAGUACAUUGAUACCGAUGGCUGCACUGCACCAUUCCGACGACCUGCGUGAUUUUGAGCACAUUUUGAGACAAGUCAAAAAAUACUUCGAAUGGCGCCUCCGCAAUGAACCGCCUCCUAAGACCAGAUCGGCUGAGGGCUGGGGUGUCGAGACAACUCGAUCUGUCAAUCCCGUCGAUUUCUUCUUUGAUGUCGGCUGCUACUGUGACGAAGGCGCCCGUGGUGGUGAAUCUAUAUCCACCGCGACGUUCCUUACCAAAUUACGCACAGAUACGGUAGCGAUGCUUCAACAUGAAGAUGAAGGUCUCCUCUGUGCGCUCCUUGAUUACUGCAACGAUUUCAUCCCAAAGUCUGGAUUUGCACAAUCCUUCUGGCGAUCAAGAGGGUUUUUUCUAAUUUUAAGGCUAUUCGCCCUGAAUACACUCGCGAAUAUCUCGGAAGCGAGAAUGGACCUGGCUAAAGUGCACGACUAUCUCACUCAAAUUUGCGUAGGUCUGUUCAAACUCUAUGGGCCCGAUGGCCGGUUGGCUCGCAAGACCCUUCUGCAUUUGGUACGCAUCGAGCGUCUGCAGGUAGCCCAAGGUCUUGGAAACGACAACAGGGCUGGUUAUGUUGCAGAAACUGACCCAGAAGAUCAUUUGCAAAACUUCAUUGAUACAAUCGAUGGGAUUCAGCAGGAGAUGGAACAGCUGGAGUUGGGCAUUAACGAAGGGGAUGAAGCUAUAGGACCGGGCGAAAUGCCCUGGGAUAUCAAGCACUCUUCCAGUAAUGACGACGUCUCUCGAGGCAGCGAUACCGAAACCAACAACCUGGAGCCACAGCUUGCAGACUUGGGGUCGUCGGGCAAAUAA
This is a messenger RNA of Capronia coronata CBS 617.96, 1239 nucleotides long. RefSeq lists its product as uncharacterized. Lineage: Eukaryota; Fungi; Ascomycota; Eurotiomycetes; Chaetothyriales; Herpotrichiellaceae. The record is from RefSeq and is a predicted model, not a curated record. The transcript is spliced from 3 exons. Bases 1 to 1239 code for a protein of 412 amino acids.